Molecule: messenger RNA, 2513 nt
Organism: Osmerus eperlanus (European smelt)
Lineage: Eukaryota; Metazoa; Chordata; Actinopteri; Osmeriformes; Osmeridae
Exons: 2
Coding region: 415-1392 (325 amino acids)
Source: RefSeq, a predicted model, not a curated record
ACUUAACGACCAGUUUAUAAGAAAGGUGGACAAGUCAAAAUAGUUUGUGUCGGCGUCAGCACUAUUUGAAGCUCUUUGAGGCCAAUGACCAGCAAGCACCACCACCACACUCAUUCCUACAUGUAAGAAACGGACAACUCCGUUAAUUUCCUAGCAAUAAAUCAACAAGAGAAAGCCGUGUCCAAGAGUUGUGUUCUAACAGACACCCCUGGAGCGAACACAACACACCAACCAGAUAUCUAGUUAUUUAAUUUCUCACCUACAUCUAUCAAAAAUCAUCUAUCACAUCUAUCAAAAAUCUAUCAAAAUAAGUCACAGGUAGUGUCUUAUUUGCCCAUUUCGAAAAACAUUGCAUUUCUUUCGCCAUCACUUUCUGAAAUUCUAAAGUAAAUCAAAGGCUCUUGUCAAUAGAGAAUGAGGCGCACCAAUGCCAGGGGGAUAGAAGAUAGGCACUUCGGUGGGGAACACAAGACCAUAAACACAAUGCGAGAUCUGGAGGAUCUUCCUUGUCGUAUCAGCAUCAUAAAAGACAUCCCCCAGCUCCCAGAAAUAGAGUUUCAUAUUUCUAAAUUAGUACAUGUCACCACUAAGUCUGGCUUGGAAGGAAUCUUGAAAUCAGGGGGGUUUCAGGGAUUUAAGGGGGGGUUUCAGGGACAUGAUCCACAUCUCCUAUGGUGGGGUUUGGCUAUUGAAGAUGCGGACAUCCAAAUUGCAGAGGACCGAUUCCUGGAAAAGAAAGCCUUGCAGAAGAGCAUGCAGGAACCCUUCCUAACCAAAUUCACUACCUCACCAGCAUUCCAGAUGGACAAAUCUCGUUAUGGGAACUUUAAGUUUACUUUCAGUCUGGGGGACAUGUUGCAGAUGUACAGGGAGCAGAUUUGUGGUGGAGAUGGGCCGGUAAUGAGAGUUUAUGGGACUACUGUUUACAAACAAGAGAUCAUGUACACUGUGAUUGUCCACAGCCCCAGUGUGACGGAGUUUGACCAGUACCCAGAUCUUAACAAAUGUGGAGAUGAUCCUGUUUGUAUAUUUAACAACAACAACAUUGUUUGGCGGGCACAAGCAUUGUCAAAAACUCAUAAUUUUAGGCCUGUAAUUCACAACGAAAGGCCAAACAUUAUAGAAGUAGAGCAGUUUGUUCCUUUGCAAGAAAAGGAUAAGUGGUUUGUCUGGGACAAUGUGACCGUGGCGUUUCAUGUGCCAGAAGGCCAAACACUGAGACUAAGCAGGGAGAGGCUGAUCCAAAACCUCACUGCCUGUGAGGCUGCUGACCCAUUCAUUGGGAAUGGGCAUCGUUUUCCCCUCCCAGAGGCCCAAAGUAUAGUUGCGCAGUUAAAAGUAGAGUUAAAGACAGGAACAAACAAGUUAAAUCAGUCAGAUCAUUUACCGUAAAAUGAUAUACUUUGUACUAUGAGUCAACAAAUGUUUGUUGACUCAUAGUAUGUGUUUUUGAUUCAACCUUGGAACUAAUUAGUUACAUAUUGACAGACAUGACGAGCAUGGUUUAAUCAGCUGAAAAUCAUGUGUCUUAUCGAUGUUAUAGUAGACAUUUAUAGCCAUUAUAAAAGCUAAUAAUCCUUUACUGAGCUGAGCCCUUCUCUGGAUAUCAUGUACAGUGUUUGUAUAUUGCUGCUUUAUUGCUGCUGUAUGAGCACCAACCAGGAGGUCAGACAUGAAGCAUACAAUGUACUUUACUGCACGCCCACAGAUGGUCACUAGGUUGUGGUUUAUUCUCAUUAUUCAGCACAAGUUCUUUUGGUACCACUAGGGUGCAACAAAGCUCCAAAUACGUUUAUACAAGACACAUUGAAUGAUCUAUCUUCAAGUUACCACAAUGUCUAUUUCCUUUACAUAGACAUUCACCACCUCUCCAUCUUGAUUCCUACUCAGCCCUUUCAGCUAGUCACCUUUGAAGAGGUCUGUCCUUAAACCACUGAUCGGUUAACAAUAAGAUAAUGAUGACUUUAUUACUUUUAUUCUGUUUGUAAUGUUCUGAAUAUAAUAAACAAUGUUUGAUCUAUACCUUGCUAUAUUAAGUUGAUGAGCACAUAACCCUUGGUUAUGUCCAGGAGAGAAAUAUGCCUAUCUAUUAAUUAUGUUUUUUUGUAUCAUUGAUAAACUGUCAUUAUGCUGUUUUCUUAUGCCUGCAAAGCCAUAAGUUAGUUCUUUGUAAGGUGUGACUAGGAAAGGCCUGUGUCACUAAUGUAAGUCAGAGGUCACAAUAUUGCCAAAGUGUAUAAUGCCAUGCAACUUUGAAUGAGGAAAAUAGAAGGAACAUCAAGGCCAUUUCUAGGAGCCCUAUCUAAAGACCUAAACAAAAGCUAUCUAGAACACAGUCCUUUUUCAGUGCCUGUGAAUGCUAUGCUAAUCAUUUUGUAUCCUCUCAUAUUGUGAUACCAUAUACUCCCUUGAUUUGCUGUAUUCAUGGUGCAGUCCUCUGAGAUGCUCAACUUGAGUGUAUCAGACAGCUGCACCUUACAGAUCUGUAAUAAAUACGUUGAUUUUGUCUUGAA